AUGCAUGCCUUGAGCUUUGUUGAUCCCACAAUAGAAAAGCAAUCAGACAGGAACCAUCUCAAGAAAAAUCUUGCAAAUCAGCUCUACGCUUUGCAAAAGGUACACAAGUCUCUCACCACUAAAAUUAUAAAAUAUAUUCAAAAGUGCUGGAACUACAUGGUUGCUCAAAAUGUUGGAAAUGAGGAUGGGAUUUCAACUGGUCUUGAUGCCAUGUAUAAACACCCAUUUGGGGACCAUUCUUCAUGUGGGGAUUGGUGUAGCCAUCGUGAAAAUCCCAAUAUGAACUAUAAGUCACUACCCUAUGGAAAGUGUCUUUCUGACUCAAAGUUACAGAGUUCUUUGUUAGAUCUUUUUACCAGAUAUAAAGGGAUCAGCAAGAAGCUAGCUCACAUGGGGUCAACUCAAGCUAAUGAGUCGCUUAACAUGACCAUUGCCUCCAAAGCUCCCAAGCGAUGUCAUUUCAGUGGUUCAGCAUGUCUGGGGUACCGAGUUGCUGCCGGAGUAGCACAAAAGAACAUUGGACACUCUUAUGUAGCCAAGGUUAACAUUAGAGCAGGCUUAUCCCCUGGCACCUUCACUCAUAAAUUAGCUGUACUGAGGGAUUUACAGCACCGAAAGCGAAAAGCCAUUGCCAACACCGUAAAAGCAAAAAGAAGGAGAAUGAAUCUGAAAGCCCAGAGGUAA
Messenger RNA from Saccostrea echinata, 684 nucleotides. RefSeq lists its product as uncharacterized. The coding region runs from base 1 to 684 and encodes 227 amino acids. The record is from RefSeq and is a predicted model, not a curated record. The transcript has 2 exons. NCBI's taxonomy places the organism in Eukaryota, Metazoa, Mollusca, Bivalvia, Ostreida, Ostreidae.